Messenger RNA from Juglans regia (Persian walnut), 1129 nucleotides. Its product is annotated as membrane-anchored ubiquitin-fold protein 6. The coding region runs from base 459 to 815 and encodes 118 amino acids. Gene Ontology annotation, molecular function: protein binding. The transcript has 3 exons. Lineage: Eukaryota; Viridiplantae; Streptophyta; Magnoliopsida; Fagales; Juglandaceae. The record is from RefSeq and is a predicted model, not a curated record.
AGUUAGAUUCGGGUAAAAAGAUGUCCCUUGUGAAAGUUUCUAUUUAGGUAGUUCCUUCCUUUCUUCUUUUACCACAUUCUUGUCUUUGUUCUCUAUUUCAUAGAGUUUCUGUUCCGUUACUGUUCUUUGGUUGACAUUUUAGAGAUUGGAUCUGGUAUUUCUGUAUAUCAUCAAUUACUGUGCUUCUUUAGUGGGUGCCUUUCUGUCCUUGUGGAGGAUUUAAGGUCAUUUAUUUUCGUAAAAUCCUAUGAGAUUUGAUCUGGGUUUUCAAUAUCUUCUUAUUCAGUGUCGAUUUUCAGACCGUAGAACAGAGUAAUAGCGAUUUUCUAGUUUCUCGACCCAAAAUCUCUCUAAAUAGAGAAAAGGGUUUGUAUUAAAGAGGUAUUGGAUCUUUGUGGAAUUGAAUCUGAUUCUGGAUAUGAGAAUUUGAGGGUUGGUUUUUGGUGGGAGCUUCAUCUAUGGCAAGUGAAGAUUUAAUAGAGGUCAAAUUCAGGCUAGCUGAUGGCACCGACAUAGGGCCGAGCAAGUACAGUCCAGCUACCUCUGUGGCAUCUCUUAAAGGAAAAAUACUUGCACAGUGGCCAAAAGACAAAGAAAAUGGCCCGAGAACAGUAAACGAUGUGAAGCUUAUCAAUGCUGGAAAGAUACUGGAAAAUAACAGGACGCUGGCGGAGUCCAGGCUCCCAGUUGGUGAACUCUCAGAAGGUGUCAUCACUAUGCAUGUUGUUGUGCGGCCUCCUCUUUCUGACAAGAGCAGUGAGAAACUGCAAGAUGAUUCUCCAAAGGCGGCCUGCUGUUCAUGCUCCAUCAUGUAGCUUCAAGCCACAAUUUUGACAAACAGAGCAUCUCCAAUUGUGUUUAAGUAAUUUCCCAGGUGCUGCUGUUAGAUGCUUGCUGAUAUGCAGUUCAGCAACCCAGUUCUCAAUAUUGAGCAGAUGCAGAAACAAGAAGCUUGGAGGUUUCUUCCCCCACACAUCAUUUACUUUGAUCUUGUGGUUUCCUUCAGUAACGACUUGUGGUUUCUUCAUUUUUUGUGAAUGAUAGAACGAAAUUGGGCUGGUUUUGAAGCUUAUUUUAUUAAGAGAUUUUCCUCGACACAAUGUGAAAUGGGGAAAAAGAAAGAAAAAAG